Triticum turgidum subsp. durum (durum wheat) is the source of this 1422-nucleotide messenger RNA. The record is from the annotation of a GenBank genome assembly. Lineage: Eukaryota; Viridiplantae; Streptophyta; Magnoliopsida; Poales; Poaceae.
AUGGCGAUGUGGACUGUGCUCGGCGAUGUGGCGACGGUGGCGCAGCUGGUCGGCGCAGACGUCGUCGGGCUCAUCUCAAGGAUCACGCAGGCCGCGGAGACGGCGCGGCAGAACAGGAGGGAUUGCCGGCAGCUCGCGCGUCGGGUGCUCAUAAUCUCGCGGCUGCUGCCGCUCGUGGAGGACCCGGAGGCGGCGCGGCCGAUGGCCGGGCUGGGUGACACGCUGAAGGAAGCCCACGAGCUCCUCAUGUCCUGCCAGAGGAGGAGCGCGGCGUACCAUUUUUUCAUGGCCGGCAGGAAGGCCGUAAGAUUCAGAGAGAUGCAGAACAAGAUCGACUUCUACCUCCUCCUCUUCCCCGUAACCAGCCACAUAGGCAUCGCACGCCGUCUCGACCGGAUCUACAAGCUCCUUGACAGCGCCGGAGCUGGAGGUGAAGCGUCUACGCUUUCAGAGUCGUCCCAGCUGCACCUGCAGGAGUCUACAGUGGUCGCUCAGGAAGUGGUACCGUACGAAACCCAUGAAUUCACGUUUGCAGAGAUCGUGGCUGCCACCGAUUACUUCGGCCCUCACACAGUGAUCGAGUCGGCCCGGUCUGUGUACAAGGGCAGGCUUCGGGAUGGGCGAGUGGUGGCCGUCAAGCGCAUCACGGACCGGCAGUCGGACUCCACAAAAAGGAAGUUCCACAGCGAGCUCGACAUCCUACCACAGCUUCGACACAAACACAUCGUCCGCCUCCUCGGAUCAUGUGUGACUGCAACGAAGGACAAGCGCCUGCUAACCAACCCGCAACAGAAAAAAAAGCGUCUGCUAUCCUGGUGGAGAAAGGAGCAGCAAGAGCCGGAGUGGCUGACCGUCUACGAGUACACGGAGAACGGCACGCUCUUCCACCAUCUACACCCUGAUCAGGGCUCCUCCGAGCUGUCGUCUGUGACGGUGCCAUGGAAGACGCGCAUCGAUGUGCUCCUCGGCGUGUCGCGCGCCAUCGAGCACAUGCACUGUCAUGCCAACCCGCCGAUCAUUCACCGGGACAUCAACACGCAAAACAUCCUUCUCGACGCCAACUGGGUACCGCAUGUCUCGGGCUUUGGCUUGUCCUUGGUCUGUGACAAGGCGAUGAGUGAGGAGUUCGAGAUGACUUGCCCCGUUGUGGGCACAAUUGGGUACAUCGACCCAGAGUACAUGACCAGAGGUCAUGUGAAGCUGACGAGCGACGUGUAUGCGCUGGGCAUCAUGAUGCUGGAGGUUUUGACAGGUAGAAAGGUGAUUCAGGAGGACGAACAGGGGGCUAUAUAUUUGAAAUCGUUCGCAGUCCCCGUCAUUGAGGCCGGCAAUAUUAGGGGCUUGCUGGACACUCGACCCGUGCCGGAGCCAACGCCCGGGCAGCUCCGGGCGCUGGAACACGUUGCCCAGACUGCACGAUGA